UUAUUUAUAAAACAAUAUUGAAAAUCGUUUAAAAAUUUAAGCAAGUGUACUUGUUUUAUAUUAAAAAUGAAUUUUCUUGUUAUAACGGUCGUGUAUGCGGCUGCAGUGUUUUUAAUAGUGUGCGGCGAACAAACUAGAGAAGUAUAUAUACAAAAACACAAUAAAGUUCAAGACCUCGAAACCUCGGCUUCGGGAUACAUAUACAGGAUGGAUGGACAAAAUCCUCCGUUAUUCAUUAAGCUUGGAGAAGGCAACAAUGAUAAGUUCGAUGCCAUACUGGAAAAUUUUAAAAAGGAAAAUGGCUUUCACGGAAUGCCUGUGGUCAGCAGUAAACGCGCGUCGCCAUACAACAUACCAGUCGUCGGUGAGGAGGAAGCAGUCAACUACAACAAUGGUCGUAGUACUGAAAGCGGUUACCAAAAAAAUUCACAAUUCGGAGACCCGAUCCCGAACGACUUUGACGACGGAAGAUACGGGUUGGACGACGCAGACUAUUCGCCGUCGCCUAUCUCGAACGUCGACGGUUAUAAUUUCGACAACGACAAUAACGGCGACACAUUUGACUUUGAGCUGUCCCCGUUUAAGUACCAUCGAGACGUGUCCGACGACGGCCUAAAAGGCGACGGGCUCGGAUUCGACGAUCAGAAUUAUUUCGGGUCACCUUAUACACAUAAGGAGUACAAGUCACCGGGAAAAUACUCAAAAGCAGGUGGUUCGUAUAAAAAGGCCGGUCAUUACUUCUCGCAGGGCACUCUGGGCGACAGCGGCUACAAGAACCAUCAUGACUUUGACAAGAGUCACGCCGGCAAGUACGGCAAAGAUGACCUAAAGAGCCACUAUAAGAAAGCGAAAGGCCACAGCACCGGUCACAAGACCGAUGCAGACCAUUAUGGUCAUCACAAAAGCGGCACACACGGGGUGAAGGGUCAAAAGUUUGGUGAGACCGAGAACCACAAGAAGGGACACAAGACGACCGGUUUCCACAACGUGUACCACAAAGAUGAAUAUAACAAAGAACAAAAGUUCUACGACAACGCGCACAAGCACGGCAAAUACGACAAGUACGGUGGUAAGCACAAGGACUUUACGCAGAAAGCGGGCGGCAGCAAGCACGGCACCAGCCACGAAUCCGGUUACGACGAGGCGCACAAGGGCUCGGCCGGCCAAUUCAACAAGGGCAACUACUACGAUAAUCACAAGGGCCACAGCGGAGAGUCCGGCCACAAGUCGCACCACGACCAUAAAGCUGAGUACGAUACCCUUUCCGACAACAAGAAGUACGGUGAACACGAGUCUGCGGGUGGCGAUGACUUUUACUGAGCGAAGCGUGGUGACGACUGCCAAGUCUAUACACAAACGCGUGUAUCGCAGUAUACUUGGCGGGAGCAAACGCUUUGACAAACUUACUCUAUAAAACUUAGUACGUAGGUUGCUUAUUACUAACGUUGUUUUACGUCCACGGUCGUGUGCAGCGUGUUAGGUCGUGUCCCCAUUUCGCGUUUUGAUCGAUCUUGUGAAAUGGAUAGACAUUUCAUCUCGAAGUUUACAAAACUGACAUACGUUUUUUUUACACGUCACGGAAUUAUGUACAAUAUGAAUACAUUUUCACAAACCAGACAUGGAAAUUCAGUAGCACGGAACUUAUUCCAUAGUCUAUACAUCCACAUAAUGGCGAAACGAGCGUACCGCUGCAGGUAUUCAUUUUUUUGUAUGAAUAGAUAUUUUUGUAAAUUCGCUCAACAUUUUACUAAAAUGUAUAAUAACUAUUAUCAUAUUGUUCAUACAUUUUGUUUAAUUAAAUUGUUUCUACUUUUAAAAAUGUUUUUCAUUAUGUACGUCAUGUGUAAACAACUUAGUUGAUUCGAAAUGUCUACCCAUUUCACGAAACCUAUCAAUAUUCAAAAUGGAUGCAAUACAUAAAUUUAUUUACCUAUUUAGUACGUUGUUUAUACUUUUAUAAUAAUGAUAUUCAGUGUGACUGUUUGAGUUAACACUAAAUUUCUGACCUGGAUAACGUUAAUUUUACCUGAAUCGAUACACUUUCAAAGCAAUGGUGUGUACCUAAAUGCACAUUAGUUUUAGGAACGUUUCAAACUUAAUUAUUCUUUACCAUGUGUAGUUUUUUCCAAGACUCCUAUUUCUAUAAAUUCCAACACCAGUUUAUUUUUGAAACUCUAUUUGAGCAAGUCCAGGUGACAAGUUUAGAUAGCAAAUAAUGAUAAUAAUAAUAUAAAUA
This is a messenger RNA of Melanaphis sacchari, 2236 nucleotides long. Its product is annotated as transcription initiation factor TFIID subunit 1-like. The transcript is spliced from 3 exons. The record is from RefSeq and is a predicted model, not a curated record. Bases 67 to 1320 code for a protein of 417 amino acids. Lineage: Eukaryota; Metazoa; Arthropoda; Insecta; Hemiptera; Aphididae.